This is a messenger RNA of Cuscuta campestris, 2122 nucleotides long. The record is from the annotation of a GenBank genome assembly. Lineage: Eukaryota; Viridiplantae; Streptophyta; Magnoliopsida; Solanales; Convolvulaceae.
ACCAACUAUUGCGCGCAAUUAGACAGCGGCCGUCUUUUCUUCACCGGCGAUUUCUCCCAUCGUCUCUGCAAUAAUCCCAUCAAAAACUUCGAUCUCUUCUUCGAUUGGAUACUCCCGAUCGAAGGCACUGUGUGAGUUUUAGCUUCUGAUUUCUAUCUUUUUCAGUAUUUAGGUCGAUUUGAGGUCGAACCCGGUCGUCUCUGGGAAUACAGUUUAUUUAUAAGGAUUCAAACUUAUAUAUCGUGAGCACGAUUCCCUCUUUGCUUCUCUAUAUUGCAAACUCAUCUUAUUGUAUUGAUUCAUUGACCUGUUGGCGUUUGAUGAUUUCAGUUCAUCCGAUUUUAGGAUUUUCUGAUGCCUUGGUAAUAGAAUAGCAACUUAUAUUUUCAAAAACUACAAUGCAUUUUCAAGUUUUCUGCUUCUCAUUAGGUUUUUCUGUAUAACUCGGAUUUUUGUAAAGAUAUAUUCGAACUCUUAUAUGUUGGUGUGUUAUAUUUUGGUUUGUUGUUUCAGUGAAGGAGAUCAUGAAAGUCAAGAUUCUGAGUAUCCAAUAAAUGUCAUAUCGUUUUAUGGCUUCUCAGUUACGGAGUAUUGAAUAAGUUAGAAUUCAAUUUUUGAUUUUUUAGCAAAUGAGAUUUGUUCUGCAUAUGAUUAUAUACUGUGGUUGAUCAUGACUGUUCGACUAUCCACCUAUGUUGAAAUAUAGUUUGUUUUUCAAGAUGAAUUCUCAUUUUGUCUAUCUUUGUCUUGUAUUUGGAUUCAGAAUUAUGAUAGGUAGAAGCAUUUCUUUCUCUCUUUUUUGUUCUAAAAAUGAAAUUUGUAGACUGAAAUCGUACAUUGCAUUCAUUGAAUGAGUAUAUGAAUUGCAUGUUUUAACUUAGGUCUUGAAUUUAUAUCAUCAGCGCCGGCCUUAGUCUCAUUUGGUUGGGCUCAAUGACGCCGUGCCCUCCGUCCCAAAAUGAAGUUCAUGGGCUUUGAAUUUAUACGGAGUAUAUUUUAAAACUACAUCAGAAGAUCUGCAAAAAGGUGACAUGACCGUAAAUUUGACCGAAUAAGUGACAAAAAGAGGCAAAUGAAAAGAGGCAAACACAGUGGAUAAAGUGUGUCGUUGUGAAAAGUUAAUGAGAACUUCAUUUUAGUUCAGAGGGAGCACUUCAGAUGCACUCCUUAUUCGAACCUUCAAAAAAGGAAUAGUGAGAUAAAAAAAUUAAGAACUGUUUUCUUUGUAGCUACUUAAAAAAUAACAGGAGAUGACAAUGAGGUGAGAUAUUUGCUCAUCACGUUUCAUUACAAAUUAAUUACUCCUUAUUUUGCUAUCUGUUCUUGAAAAGAGCACAUUGUUACUACGGAGUACUAGAAAAGAUUUGAUUUCUUAAGAUGCAUUUACUUUUGGUUGCAAUAAUGUUUACUUCAGAUUGUUGUUGUGUACAUUAUAAACUACUCCGUAUUAUUGUUGUUGCAUUAUAUUUUUGUUGGUUCAUAUUUUAGAGUUGCUCUCUGUUACUUACAUGCACACAUGGACAAAAUACUACUUGAGAAGUUGAGAUUCCAUAAGUUCAUAGCAUUUUAUGAUAUAAACUCAAUUGUUGUUUUUGUGAAACAAGUUUACCCUUGACCAUAAAUUUUGCAAUGUGCUAUUGGACGCUACAAAAAGAGUGGCAUGCUGUUGCCUCAUGGACAUGGGAUGCACAGGAUGAAACUUGUGGGAUAUGUAGAAUGGCGUUUGAUGGCUGCUGUCCUGAUUGUAAAAUCCCCGGGGAUGAUUGCCCAUUAAUUUGGGGAGCUUGCAACCAUGCAUUUCAUCUCCAUUGCAUCUUGAAAUGGGUGAAUUCGCAAACUUCUCAAGCUCAUUGCCCUAUGUGCCGAAGGGAAUGGCAGUACAAAGGAUGAUGAUGAAUUGAUGACAAACUUUGUUUUCUCAACACAUUUUCUAACUUCUGGGUACGUCUCUGUUCUGUUUAAUCGCGGUGGCAAUGAGGCGACUAAGAUUAGUUAAACGAAUGUAGCGUGUUAUCAAAUUGAUAGUUGUACACUUAAUGCAGAAGUGAAAGACCAAAUAUGGAAAUGAUCUACUCAAAUUCAAAUAUUUUUUGAAUUGUGGAACUAAAAUUGGCAUUUUUUU